Fomitiporia mediterranea MF3/22 is the source of this 1167-nucleotide messenger RNA. RefSeq names its product 14-3-3 protein. Gene Ontology annotation, cellular component: cytoplasm. Gene Ontology annotation, biological process: signal transduction. The coding region runs from base 30 to 809 and encodes 259 amino acids. NCBI's taxonomy places the organism in Eukaryota, Fungi, Basidiomycota, Agaricomycetes, Hymenochaetales, Hymenochaetaceae. The transcript is spliced from 5 exons. The record is from RefSeq and is a predicted model, not a curated record.
AUUUUAUUUCUUAGUAUCUUCCUUCAAUCAUGCCGGAAUCGCGCGAAGACUCUGUCUACCUUGCCAAGCUCGCUGAGCAGGCAGAGCGCUAUGAAGAAAUGGUUGACAACAUGAAGCGCGUCGCGUCCUCUGAUCAGGAGUUGACCGUUGAGGAGCGCAAUCUCCUCUCUGUCGCAUACAAGAAUGUCAUUGGUGCACGUCGUGCAUCUUGGCGAAUUGUGUCCUCCAUCGAGCAGAAGGAGGAGUCGAAGGGCAACGAGGCCCAGGUUGCCAUGAUCAAAGGCUACAGGGAGAAGAUCGAGAGCGAACUCGCAAAGAUCUGCGAGGAUAUCCUCGAUGUACUCGACAAGCACCUUAUCCCCUCAGCCGCAUCUGGUGAAUCGAAAGUAUUCUACCACAAGAUGAUGGGUGACUAUCACCGUUACCUUGCUGAAUUCGCGACGGGUGACAAGCGCAAAGACAGUGCCGACAAGUCACUGGACGCAUACAAGGCUGCGUCGGAAGUCGCGGUGACCGAGCUCCCCCCUACUCACCCUAUUCGUCUUGGUCUCGCACUUAACUUCUCAGUAUUCUACUAUGAAAUCCUCAACAGCCCCGACCGUGCCUGCCACCUUGCAAAGCAGGCGUUUGACGACGCUAUUGCCGAGCUCGACACCCUCUCGGAAGAGAGCUACAAGGACUCCACUCUUAUUAUGCAGCUCCUCCGGGACAACCUUACCCUCUGGACGUCGGAUAUGCAUGAAGAGAAAGAUGAGUCGUCAGAACUUAAGGAUGGAGCUGCUGCUCCAGAGAACAAGGAGGCAUCGUAAAUUCUCGACUUAUCAGCAUUCGGUUCUUUGUCGAUAGCUUAAAACCGUGCAUUGUCUACACCGCGCAUCAUUUUAGUCUUUUAUUCACCUAUUUCUCUGCUCGUAUAUUCCUCCCUCCGUUGCAAUCCUCGGCCCCUCGUACCUACACACCUCAUAACGUAUCGAGCACGAGUCUUUCCUACCUUUGCGGUGUGCGGCGUUAAUGGAAUGAGUUAGUCUGUAGAGAUACUGAUGUUCGUUCUCGUUCCUUGACUGUCUGAACGUAUCGUGGUUUGUGGCUCGUCGCUCGUCAUGUUCUUCAUUUUGUCUUAAGUUUCAAUGGUCCCGUCAAUCAAACAAGUUGUCAAUCUCAACCCCA